Penicillium malachiteum is the source of this 510-nucleotide messenger RNA. Its product is annotated as Zn(II)2Cys6 transcription factor domain-containing protein. The coding region runs from base 1 to 510 and encodes 169 amino acids. The transcript has 2 exons. Gene Ontology annotation, biological process: regulation of DNA-templated transcription. The record is from RefSeq and is a predicted model, not a curated record. Gene Ontology annotation, molecular function: DNA-binding transcription factor activity, RNA polymerase II-specific; zinc ion binding. NCBI's taxonomy places the organism in Eukaryota, Fungi, Ascomycota, Eurotiomycetes, Eurotiales, Aspergillaceae.
AUGGGCGACGUAGCCCGGCCCUUUAGGCCCAUUGCCCCACGGACUUUCCCUCCAGGUGGUGGAGGUGGGCAUCAGCCUCCUACGGGUGGUGGACCUCCAGAGGAUGGUCGAAUGAAAAGAGCCUCAACCGCGUGCAAAGAGUGUCAGAAAAGGCGCACGAGGUGUAGCGGAUUGCCUACUUGCUCCGAGUGUCAGGCACACGGCCGUGAUUGCAUAUUCGACGAGUUAUCCGAUAAACGCCGCAAGGCCGCGGCGAGAAAAACCCAAGAGGAACUUGACAGCCUACGAACGUUUUUGGAUGAUUUGUUAGGAGUCUUUCGGGAUUUUGACCCGGAUUCCAUACAUGUACAGCAUGUCGUCGACACCAUUCGUUCCGGGGGUUCAAACGAUGCUAUUCGCAAUGCCAUUCUCGAGGCCCGCUCCCACCUGCAACCUACCAGGCCAUCGCAUCAUCCGAUGGAACAUCAAAUGAUAAAUGAUCAAAUGAGUCCUUAUUAUGAUCCCCGUUGA